Messenger RNA from Colias croceus (clouded yellow), 1162 nucleotides. Its product is annotated as novel acetylcholine receptor chaperone. Bases 228 to 698 code for a protein of 156 amino acids. The transcript has 4 exons. Gene Ontology annotation, biological process: positive regulation of protein localization to cell surface; chaperone-mediated protein complex assembly. The record is from RefSeq and is a predicted model, not a curated record. NCBI's taxonomy places the organism in Eukaryota, Metazoa, Arthropoda, Insecta, Lepidoptera, Pieridae. Gene Ontology annotation, cellular component: endoplasmic reticulum.
UCUGAAAAUGAUAUUUUCUAUGAUAAUAAAUGAUAGCAUUCAUUUUGUGAAAGUUUUUUUUUAAAUUGCCAUAAGAAUUAACACUCUAAUUUAAUUUAAUAUUCAAUAUACUUGAAAUAUUAUUGUGUUUAUACUGUAUGGACUUGUUCUAGUGCUAGUGAAGUGAACGAUUACCUACGAUAUUUGAUUAUCGAAUCUGAAAAUUUAUAAAUAUAAAAAAAAUAAAAAUGGGUUCGAUUGUUCUUAAAAGUUUAUCCAUCCUUUUGGGUCUAUUUUUUAUUUUCAUGGGGACCACCAAAAUAACUCCAAUGAUAUCUAAAGAGCUACACAAAGAAUUGAGAAAAGAGUAUGUGAGAUACGCAAAAGUAUUUCCAUUAACUGAAAUGCUGGACUUCAAAGUGCCAUCGAAAUGGUACAGACGGACGAUCGGAGGCUGCGAAAUUCUCUUCGGCUUGGCUCUUGCUCUUAUUCCACACCAGAGGAUAAAGAACGCAGCGAACAUAGGCCUCAUCCUGCUGAUGGUGCUGGCCGCGUACUCGCACAUUGCGAUCAGCGACCCGUUCGACCGGUGCGCGCCCACGCUCGUGUUCUUCUUCAUGCUGUGUGGACGGCUUGUUGUUUGGUACCAAACGCAUCGCCGUGAAAUGCUGGAAAAGAUGGCCGCUGCUCAAAACGGGAACGGUCUAAAGCGAGAUUGAUAUUAUUAUUUUGUUGUAGAAUACAUGUAAUUAUGUUUAAUUUAUUUUUUUCGAUACGCACUUUUGAUACCAACUACCAACGAAAAAUCCGAAAUCCAAUUUGAAUUAGGUGUUGUAAGUUUUGGUUGCAGUUUGUUUUAAUAUGCACUGUGAUUAUGAUCUAGUCUACACGAUAUUAUUUACAAUUAAAGUAAGUACCUACUCUAUUUUCCUGAAUGAAAUCCUCAUAAUUUAAUGUUUAGAGCGAUAUAAAUUCAUUGCAUUAUUUUUAUUACCUCUACAUGCGAAGUUUAUGACGUUAAAUACUAUUCUUAAAAUCUUAACUUUUCUUAAAUUUAGUAAGUACCUACUGAUUUAUGAGCGAUGUCUUAUGCGGGAAAUAAUAAAUCCAAUUAUAAUUAGAGACGACAUGGUGGAGUUAUUCGUACUAGAACAGUUAAGGAAUUAGAAAUUUAAGAUAUAUU